This is a messenger RNA of Pieris rapae (cabbage white), 653 nucleotides long. It is a transcript of the gene LSm1, whose product is annotated as U6 snRNA-associated Sm-like protein LSm1. The record is from RefSeq and is a predicted model, not a curated record. The transcript has 3 exons. Bases 177 to 596 code for a protein of 139 amino acids. Gene Ontology annotation, cellular component: Lsm1-7-Pat1 complex; P-body. Gene Ontology annotation, biological process: deadenylation-dependent decapping of nuclear-transcribed mRNA. Gene Ontology annotation, molecular function: RNA cap binding. NCBI's taxonomy places the organism in Eukaryota, Metazoa, Arthropoda, Insecta, Lepidoptera, Pieridae.
ACUACUAAUAAUAUAUAUUGUAUCUGUGAAUAUUAAACCAAACAUUUACAGAAUCACAGAUGAGUUACUAAUAUUAACAAUAAGUGUUUCUUUUUCUACGGAGUUUAAAAAAUAAAUGCGAAAUUUUCUUCAUUAAACUGAUAUUUGUCUUAAAAAGUCAAAAGAGCAUUGUCGAAAUGGCUAGUAAUAAUUUAAAUCCACUAGAAGGUACUGCUCAUCUGCUCGAUGAACUGGAUAAAAAACUGAUGGUUUUGCUGCGAGAUGGGAGGACAUUAAUUGGCUAUUUGCGAUGUGUAGACCAAUUUGCCAAUUUAGUUCUUCACAAAACUAUUGAGAGAAUUCAUGUUGGAAAGGAGUAUGGAGAUAUACCCAGAGGAAUAUUCAUAGUGAGAGGUGAAAAUGUAGUUUUAUUGGGAGAAAUAGACAAGGAUAAAGAAGACAAUCUACCACUUACAGAGGUGUCUGUUGAUGAUAUAUUAGAUGCCCAACGACGGGAACAAGAUGCCAAAAUUGAGCAACAAAAAAUUUUAUCAAAGGCUUUAAAGGAACGAGGACUUAAUUUAUUAGCAGACUUGGGACACGAUGACAUGUUCUAACAAAAACUAUAUCAAAACUUGUUACUGAUUACGGUUUAAGCAAAAACUUUUAUAUUA